Messenger RNA from Dermacentor silvarum, 1019 nucleotides. Its product is annotated as tetratricopeptide repeat protein 33. The coding region runs from base 55 to 714 and encodes 219 amino acids. Gene Ontology annotation, molecular function: protein binding. The record is from RefSeq and is a predicted model, not a curated record. NCBI's taxonomy places the organism in Eukaryota, Metazoa, Arthropoda, Arachnida, Ixodida, Ixodidae. The transcript has 4 exons.
GGGUUGUAAAUAUCUUGGUUCGACGACUUUUAUUCGUCUUGGCGGUUCGCAGUCAUGAAGGCCACCACCUUCGGAUGGAAGCGUAAAGCGAGCGGCAAGGUCGCGACUGACCUCUCGGCCGCCUUUGAAGGUAAUUGCGCGGACGAUAACGCCGAUCCUCCGGACGGCGUCGACUGGCUAAGCGGCUACAAGCGCCGCAGGAACCUUCUACUCGAAGACUGCGCGCAGAAGAGCCGGCGCCUCCGACAAGAAGGGACGACGUUGGCAGAACUCGACAGAAACUGGGAAGCGCUUAAGAAGUUCGACGAAGCGCUGCAGCUCACUCCUGGUGAUGUCACAAUUCACGAAAUGAGAGCUCAGGUUCUGAUGCUGCUGCGGGAAGACUUUGCGGCAGUCCAGGAGGCGGAGCAGGUUGUCAAGCUCGAUCCCUCGUGGUGGGUUGCGCACCAAACCCUUGGACGAGCACAGCUCCAGCUGGGCGAGAUUCAAAUGGCACUUCGGAGUUUCUGCUCUGCGGUUCACCUUAAUCCCGCGGACGAAGAGCUCCGCACAGAAGACCUCCUGUACACGCUGCAGCUUUUGAAAAAGAAGCAGGUCGCAGAAGAAAGCGCAAAGGAGACUCCAGUCUGCUUUGAUGAAGAUGGCAAUGUCGUUGAGGUGCAGGACACCGAAGCUAUGACACCAGAACUCAUUCGCUGCCGUGAGAUAAGGUGACACGAGGCUUUGGGUCCAGACUGUGCUGGGCCUGCGCAGUGAGAGACUGCAAAAACGUGCGGUGCCCUCUUUGUGAAGGCGUUGCACCGAAGCGACUGAAAAAAGCAAGUUGCCAGGCUCGUGCUGUUGGCUUGAAGCUGCAACUUGAUGCGUUGUGGACUUUGCAAAAAAAAAAAACAUCGCCUGUUUGUGCUCGUGGCUGUGGGGUACUGAUUUACCAUGCAAGAACUGUUAUUCUGCAACAUUGUUUAAAAGAAGAUGCAUUGGUGGUGGAUUUUAAAUGUUUAAGACAAUAAAGCCCCUCU